This is a messenger RNA of Trametes versicolor FP-101664 SS1, 1755 nucleotides long. RefSeq lists its product as uncharacterized. Lineage: Eukaryota; Fungi; Basidiomycota; Agaricomycetes; Polyporales; Polyporaceae. The record is from RefSeq and is a predicted model, not a curated record. The transcript is spliced from 2 exons. Bases 1 to 1755 code for a protein of 584 amino acids.
AUGAUUUGUGAAUUCCUGCUGCAGCAUAAACUCGUGUCGGCUCACAAAGGGAUCCAAGGGUUCGCCACCCUCCUCGCGCUAGCAACGACAUCCCGAUUCUUUCACGAGCAUGCGCUCAACGCCAUAUGGCACACUCUACCCGGAUACAGCAUGCUCCUCUAUACACUCCCCAGAGAUGCUUGGAUUGCAGAAGUUAAAUCACUCAAGCAGCCGGAUGUAACCCCCAUCACAGAACUUUCAAUCAUUCGACCACUUGUAUCAGCCGACUUCAUCCGCCUCAAGCACUAUGCCUGGCGCGUUAAACGUCUCAUGCGGCCGAUGGACAUCGACUACAUCCCGAAGCGAGCACAAAAUCACCAGCCUCGGCCCUCCGUCCUCAAAGCGUUGGCAGACGCGUUCCGGGAAAUGCCCGGAGAGAUCAUGUUGCCUAACCUUUCCACCCUCUGCUUGGAACCCCCCGACAACGGCGAUACGGCCGGGCAAGAGAUGUUCCUCUGCUCCGCUGACGUCCUCUACGGCCCCAAGCUGUUGGACUUCUUGAUCGCUACCGACCGUGCCCCACAAGAUGCCUGCGAUGUUACUCUGGUGAAAUUGGCGGAGGCCUGCCCGGGACUGCUAUCCAUCAAUAUUGAACAAACGAUCUGGCAUUUCCCCCUCGCGGUGUCUGUUUCGCGCAUGCUGUGCAGCUUCAAUUCCCUCGAGGACGUGCAUACCGGAAGCAUCCCUAUCAGCCCCGAGGCCUUUUUCCACCUCGCCAAGCUUGCCUCCUUACAGGUCCUCGAAUGCCGGAUGCAGCUCAACAGUGAAGAUCAAUUCCUAGCCAUUUUCGAGCACGCGGAGGACAAGGGCUACUUUCCAACGCUACGCGAUAUCAUUCUUGUGCACCCGUCCAGCCUCGCGCUUCCCACCGUUAUGCUCCAGGCAGUCUCCUCUCCCUCCCUGGCCUGCGUCACCGUCGAGGUAGAUGAGGGCCUGAUCCGCGCGCAAGAAGUCAAGGACAUCUUCACUACCAUAGCAAGCCGAACAGGGCAUUCACACAUACGGGAGGUGAAGGUCGGCGUCCCUAUGGAGUUUCAAAAGCCAGGCGACGUUUUCACGUUCAACGCGAUCGAGCCGCUCCUUGCGCUUCCCGAGCUCACAUCGGUGACUGUGGGCGGCUUCGAGCAUUAUGCUAUCGACGAUUACGCGCUGCUCGCCAUAGCCACCGCCUGGCCGCACCUCCGCCAGCUCUCCCUUGUGCCCCAUAAACUCAAAGACCCGCCAAAGCCGCUCUCCACGCUUGCCGGACUCGUCGCGUUCGCGCAGAACUGCCCGAAGCUGUGUUCGCUCGGACUCGCGCUCGACACGAACCCGCACCACCUCCCGACAUACUUCACCGACAUGCGCCCGGGGCUCGGGAUGCGACAGCGGAAGCUGGUCAAGCUCGAGGUCGGGCGGUCGCCCAUCGAGGAUCCCCUCGCGAUCGCGGCGUUCCUGUCGGACCUGUUCCCGAAGCUGCGUGAGAUCACGCAUGGCUUCUCGCCUCUGGAAGACCUGCUCUACUUUCAGGGACCCGGAGACGAAGACGAACGGCAGCAGAUACGAGCCGACGCUGUGCAUGCAGAUCGCUGGGCGGAGGUGGAAUGGGCGUACCUGCCGCGCUUUGUGCAGAUACGGAAGCAGGAGCGCAAGUGGGGGAGAAAGGUGGGGCGGAGGCCUAAGCAUCCGCUGAAGGUCACGCGUGCCGCCGGUAGGCUUCGAAUGGACUACUUGUAA